AUGGGACGCAUUGUAGAAAUAACAAGCAAAACUAAUGAUAUAUCUGGAACUUCCUUUAUUUCUUCUGUAUGGGCUAUCAUGGAACUAUGGGCUACCCACUUAUCUUGGGCCAAGUUUAUCCUCCAGUUCUGGAUCGGCUAUGUCGAUUCUUCACGUCGAACGGUUAUACUAGAAAGUAGAAAAGCUCCUUCGAGCGUAUCCGCCGCCCACGCCGUUGCUGGACUACUCGCCGCCAUCAUACGGAGGAUACAUCGUCCAUUCCUACACCGUCGUGUAACGAAGCCAUUCCUGUCUCUGAUAGAAUAUGAAGAGGAUUCACAUCUUCAAAGUGUUCAAAAUAACUCAUUUUUAAAGGUAUUGAAUUAA
Molecule: messenger RNA, 366 nt
Organism: Lactuca virosa
Lineage: Eukaryota; Viridiplantae; Streptophyta; Magnoliopsida; Asterales; Asteraceae
Source: the annotation of a GenBank genome assembly